This is a messenger RNA of Theileria equi strain WA, 1062 nucleotides long. RefSeq lists its product as hypothetical. The transcript has 2 exons. NCBI's taxonomy places the organism in Eukaryota, Apicomplexa, Aconoidasida, Piroplasmida, Theileriidae. The record is from RefSeq and is a predicted model, not a curated record. The coding region runs from base 1 to 1062 and encodes 353 amino acids.
AUGAUACAGUCUACAACGAAAACUGUAGAUGUUAAUUAUGGUAAAGCUUCUGAUAUAGAUUGUAGCGCCAGAUCAAUGCCAGAAUCGAUUUAUUACUUUCCUGUUGGUAAUCCAACAGAACCUCUCAUUCAAACUUUACGCAUUUUAAGGAGGGCUAAUUUCUUUUGGAGUAGACACUACGAUUCUGAGUUAUUUCAUCAAAAACAGAUUGAAUGUGCGGUCUAUUUUUAUGGAUUAGUGCCUUAUAUUACAAUUUUGGAACCCCUGGUACGUGUCAGCUACAUUUACAACAGGAACCCAUCGUCAAUAAAUAAGAACCUUUUGAUCAAUAUCUACGUGACAAUUUAUUCUGCCCUAGAGAGUUUAAGACAAUAUAGCGAGUACAACUACAAUGAGCUGACAGAGGUUUCUAUAAGGAGAAGUUUACGUUCCAACUGUUGCAUACCACUACCUGCCAACAUUGUUUAUUGGUAUCUCAGGGUUUAUACUUUCAUGACAUCAAAAGAGAGACACACCAGUUCAGAGAUUUGUAUGUAUUACGGAUCCUUGAAUACAAAUGAUCAUGUUCAAACUAUUCCGAAUGGAACAGGUUCCAAUGUUACUAAGACCCUUCCAAAAAAUGACUCAGAAGGUGAUUGUGAAAAUGUUCAACAAACAGCAGGAUUUACCCAUUCACAAUCCGCGAACAUACCAAAGGUUCUACCUAUAACUUCUAAAGAAGGCGAAUUUGCACAAUGUGCAGAUUAUCUAAUGGAUUCUACAUAUCAUUUAGAGGAUAAUAAGACAUCAAAUAACGUCACCUUUCCAAUAAUGGAACACUUUGAUGGUUCUACAGUCCCGAGGAACCCACCAGGGAAUGAGCGUCUAAUGGUUCACAACAGUGACGAGGAUAAUGUUGCAAAUAUCGGUGAGUCCAUAGAUACUAGAUACGCUGUGCUUGUUUUCAUAUUCAAGAGAAACGACAAUCGUAGUAAAGUUCACAAUUCACCCAGACAUCUAUCAUACAGAAGAGGUACAAGCGAAGCUGCUGCCGAGAAAAGGUCAGUUAUUUCAACCUUUUAG